GUAUCCGGCCUGAUUCAACUGUUUGUUGAAGAAGCAACGUGUUUCGGAAUUGCAUCUCUCACAUUUGGUUGUAGUAAAUAUGUCUCACAGUAGCAGAAGUGACGUCCCUCCUCGUAUGAAUAGAUCUAAUUCAAAUGAAUGUCGUUUGUAUGUUGGAAAUCUCCCAGAUGAUAUUCGAUCCAGAGAUAUUGAAGAUGUCUUCUACAAAUAUGGAAGCAUAAGGGAUGUAGAGUUAAAAUUACCAAAGGGGAGAGGAACCCCAUAUGCCUUUGUGGAGUUCGACGAUCCAAGAGACGCUGAGGAUGCACUUAGAGGAAGAGAUGGUUAUGAGAUUGGAAGGACCCGAAUAAAAGUUGAAUUUCCCAAAUCAGCCAGGGACUACCGUGAUGGAGGGGGUGGAUUCUGGGGUGGUCAGGGAAGAGGUGGUGGUUAUAGUGGAAGGGGGCGGGGAGGAGGCCCUCCAAGAAGGUCUGACUACAGGGUUUUGGUAUCAGGACUACCACCAACUGGAAGCUGGCAGGAUUUAAAGGAUCAUAUGCGAGAAGCUGGUGAUGUUGUCUACACAGAUGUAUUUCGAGAUGGUACUGGUGUGGUGGAGUUUUCAAGAAAGGAUGAUAUGAGAUGGGCAGUAAAAAACCUCAAUGAUUCCAAAUUUAAAUCUCAUGAGGGAGAAUCGGCUUAUAUCAAAGUUAAGGAUGACGGGCCAGGACGUAGCCGCAGUCGCAGUCGAAGCCACUCUCCACGUCGCAGAACAUACUCCAAGUCAAAGUCAAGGUCACGCUCUGCAUCAAGGUCUCCUAGGUCAAAAUCACCAAGACCUUAGUUUGGAAAUAUUAAUUUUAAUCAUUCCUAAAGGAACAGUGAAACAUGGAAUGGAUAAUACAACAAAGUUUGUCUGCACAGUUUAAUGUUGCCAAUUCAAGGUAAAAACUGGCACUUCUUGCUUUUGUUUAUCUUGAACUGGUUUCUGAUGAUGGUAUCUCUGUAUAGUGCAAACACACAUUAGCUAUAAUAAGUUCUAUAUGUAUUUUAUAUAUUUUUGACAAAAUCUUUCUAAUCUCUGCUGUUGAUCUUUAGUGUAAUAGAUAGGGGGAAAUGAUGUUUUCACAUGUGGUGUUCCAGUAAGAUGUGCCAAUGAAUAUCGAAACCAGCUGUUACUGCCACUUCUGCUGGUAGAAAAGUUUGCCAUAUCCUGCAUAGUCUUAUAAACACAGGUUUCUAACAUUGUUAAUUGAUUCAAAGAGAGGUCUAUAUUGAUAAAGAUUUAUAUUAUAUAUCUUUUUAAUACACAACUCAAAGGUUAGCUCACAAACUUACUUUGUACCACUUUAACUCGGUAUUUCUAAGUUGAGUUUCUUGUUUAGGGCUAGCAGGCAACAUUGUUUGAUUUUCCCCACAAAUUUUUGUUAUUUCAAUGUUUUCUCGGUGAUUUUCUAUGUAUUUUAACUAAAAGAAAUUUGAUAUAGUGCAUAUCCUUGUACUAGCAAGCACUUCUAUGUUUUGCAUUGUAUUUUCAUCACAUUUGUUAUUUUAGAAACUACUGUUGUAAAA
Messenger RNA from Rhopilema esculentum, 1551 nucleotides. RefSeq names its product serine/arginine-rich splicing factor 1B. Gene Ontology annotation, cellular component: cytoplasm; nucleus. Gene Ontology annotation, molecular function: mRNA binding. The record is from RefSeq and is a predicted model, not a curated record. NCBI's taxonomy places the organism in Eukaryota, Metazoa, Cnidaria, Scyphozoa, Rhizostomeae, Rhizostomatidae.